Molecule: messenger RNA, 1788 nt
Organism: Equus quagga
Lineage: Eukaryota; Metazoa; Chordata; Mammalia; Perissodactyla; Equidae
Gene: NLE1
Product: notchless homolog 1
Exons: 13
Coding region: 7-1461 (484 amino acids)
Biological process (GO): ribosomal large subunit assembly; Notch signaling pathway
Cellular component (GO): nucleolus
Molecular function (GO): protein binding
Source: RefSeq, a predicted model, not a curated record
CGCAGGAUGGCGGUGGCGGCGGACGAGGCGGCGGCGCGCGACGUGCAGCGGCUGCUAGUGCAGUUCCAGGAUGAGGGCGGACAGCUGCUGGGCUCCCCGUUCGACGUGCCCGUGGACAUCACUCCGGACAAGCUGCAGCUCGUGUGCAACGCGCUGCUGGCCCAGGAGGAUCCCCUGCCUCUGGCUUUCUAUGUCCACGAUGCUGAGAUCGUCUCCUCAUUGGGGAAGACGCUGGAGUCACAGGCGGUGGAGACAGAGAAGGUCCUCGACAUCAUCUACCAGCCACAGGCGAUCUUCAGGGUCCGCGCUGUGACCCGCUGCACCAGCUCCUUGGAGGGUCACAGCGAGGCGGUCAUUUCCGUGGCCUUCAGCCCCACGGGAAAGUACCUGGCCAGUGGCUCUGGAGACACCACUGUGCGCUUCUGGGAUCUCAGCACCGAGACACCGCAUUUCACAUGCCAGGGACACAGACAUUGGGUCCUUAGCAUAUCCUGGUCCCCGGACGGCAAGAAGCUGGCCUCAGGCUGCAAGAAUGGCCAGAUUCUCCUGUGGGACCCAAGCACGGGGAAGCAGGUGGGCAGGACCCUUGCCGGCCACAGCAAGUGGAUCACGGGCCUGAGCUGGGAGCCCCUCCACGCGAACCCCGAGUGCCGCUACGUGGCCAGCAGCUCCAAGGAUGGCAGUGUGCGGGUCUGGGACACGACUGCAGGCCGCUGUGAGCGCAUCCUCACUGGGCACACGCAGUCAGUCACCUGUCUCCGGUGGGGAGGGGACGGGCUUCUCUACUCUGCCUCCCAGGACCGCACUAUCAAAGUCUGGAGGGCUCACGAUGGCGUGCUGUGCCGGACUCUGCAAGGCCACGGCCACUGGGUGAACACUAUGGCACUCAGCACUGACUACGCCCUGCGCACAGGGGCCUUUGAGCCCGCGGAGGCCUCCAUUAAUGCCCAGGACCUUCAGGGGUCCUUGCAGGAGUUGAAGGAGAGGGCUCUCAGCCGGUACAACCUCGUGCGGGGCCAGGGCCCAGAGAGGCUGGUGUCUGGCUCAGACGACUUCACCUUAUUCCUGUGGUCCCCAGCAGAGGACAAGAAGCCCCUCGCACGGAUGACGGGACACCAAGCCCUCAUCAACCAGGUGCUCUUCUCCCCUGACUCCCGCAUCGUUGCCAGCGCCUCCUUCGACAAGUCCAUCAAGCUGUGGGAUGGCAGGACGGGCAAGUACCUGGCUUCCCUGCGUGGCCACGUGGCUGCCGUGUACCAGAUUGCGUGGUCAGCCGACAGCCGGCUCCUGGUCAGCGGCAGCAGUGACAGCACACUGAAGGUGUGGGAUGUGAAGGCCCAGAAGCUAGCCACAGACCUGCCAGGCCAUGCGGAUGAGGUGUAUGCUGUUGACUGGAGUCCUGACGGCCAGAGGGUGGCAAGCGGUGGGAAGGACAAAUGCCUUCGGAUAUGGAGGAGAUGAGAAAUCCCACGGUUUCCUCUGCUCCCUACCUGGACUCAGCCUGCGCCAUCUGCCUGCCCUGACAGAGACCAAAGGCCAGGGUGGUAACCCUGAGAACAAGCGUGGCCUGCUGUCCUUGGACAGACCCCAGUGGGGUCCCUCUCCAGAGAAGGAAGUCAAAGGUCACAGGAGGUUAUCAUGGAGCUCAGCCCUUGGCCGUCACUCUGUACCUUGCUGGUGCCAACAGUGGUGGCAGGAGGCCAGACAAUGACUGGACCCUGCUGUUGCCUCUGCCUGCUUUUCCACUGUCAGCUCUAUUCACUGACCAAAUAAAUAACUUAUAUUUUG